Linum trigynum is the source of this 3599-nucleotide messenger RNA. The record is from the annotation of a GenBank genome assembly. NCBI's taxonomy places the organism in Eukaryota, Viridiplantae, Streptophyta, Magnoliopsida, Malpighiales, Linaceae.
CUAUUAACUAAUAGUGAAUUGUUGAUUAAUAAAACUUGCUAGACGACAACAAUAUAAUAUAGAAAUAAUUAAUAAACAAACAAAAUUAUUUACAUCAUUUAAUUAAACAACAUUUAGAAAAAUAAAAAGAACAAAAAGCCCAAAUCAGCCCACUUGGUAUCGGUAUUAAGUCGGUAUACCGGCUCGAAAACAUAAUCUCAAUGCAUUAACCGGUAUUCGGUAUACCGGUAUUAAUACCGGAUACCGACUAUUCGGUAUUCGGUAUACCGGAUAACAUUUGGUAUCGGUAUUCGGUGGGUACACUGUCUGGUUCCGGUAUACCGAAUACCGGCUAAUCGGUAUCCGGUAUACCGGAUACCGACCGAUUACCAGCCCUAGAGAAUUUUGUGGAUUCUUUUAUUGUUGGGAAAGAUAGUUUGUCUUUGGAAGAUGUCAGAUCUGCUCUACAUACUAGAGAGGUGCGACAUAAGGCGUCUGGUUCAGAUUCAGAAAAUCAGGCAUCUGAGUUGGCUGCUACGAGUAGUAGGAGACAACAAUCUGGUAAUAGGAAGACGAAUACAAAUUCGAAUUCUGUUGGUUUGAAAGAUGAUAUCUGUCAUUACUGUAAGGAGAAAGGACAUUGGAAAUUUGAUUGUCCUAAACUAAAGAAAUGCAGGAGAAGAAGGGAGCAUCUGCUGCUGUGGCGGAAGAAACUAACUCUGAUCUUGAAGAUUGUGUAGCCUUAGCAGUGAAUGAGCAGGUGCAUCAUCAGGAUGUGUGGUAUUUAGAUACUGCAGCUGAUUAUCAUAUGUGUCCAAGCAGGUAGGGAUGGCAAAAAUAUCCGUAACCGUGGAUAUCCGCCCGAACCCGGUCUAAUUGGGUAGGGUAAAACCCGAACCCGAAGGACAUUUAGUGGGUACGGGUAAAACCCGAACCCGAAUAUUGCGGGUAAAGGGUGGGCAUGGGUUUCUCAGUAUCCAACCCGAACCCGCCCGAUUAUACACAUACAUAUGUAUUUUGUCUAGAAAUAAGUCAUUAUUUUUCUCUAACAUAUUUUAUAUUUAGCAUAUAAAUAUAAUAUUUUCAUGAAAUUGUGUUGUAUUAAUAAAUUUUCUUCAUUCUAGUGAAUUAUUGUCAUACUUUUCCUCUUGCAUAAUGUGAGAAUACGUGUGAAUGUUAAUAUAUUAGUUGGAGUUAUGAAGAGAAAUCAUUACCCAUGGAUAGCCGUGGAUACCCGAAACCCGAACGGGUAUGGACAUGGUUUUAAUUUUCUACUCGUUUCAUAUGUGGGUAUGGGUAUGGGUAAAACCCGAACUACUUUGGGUAGGGUAACGGAUAUGCACUAUCCGUCCCCGACCCGACCCAUUGCCAGGGAGUGUUUUUCAACUUAUGAGCAGAUAGAUGGAGGACAUGUUUCUAUGGCCAAUGGUGCUAUCUGUAAGAUUGUUGGAAGAGGCUCUGUCGGGAUGAGGACACAUGAUGGUUUUGUUCGCACCUUGAACAAUGUUAGGCAUAUUCCAAAGAUGACUAAGAAUCUGGUAUCUUUGAGUCUACUCGACGACAAGGGUUUCAGUUUCAAAGGUGAAAGUGGAGUGUUGUCUGUAUACAAAGGUUCUAAGGUGAUUCUGAACGGUGUCAAGGUUGGUGCCUUGUAUGGUCUACACGGUUCUAUUUUGACAUGUUCUGUUGGUGAUGAGUGCAUCAAGCUGCAUCUGAACGACAAGUUUCAACAUGGGUUGGACUUGCCGAAUGGUUUGAGUUGUUGACCGCCCUUAGUGGCAUUUGGAGGCAGGGGAGAUUCUGGUGCAGCUGAUUUGGAGGAGUUGGAUACAUCUGGCAACUUUGGUUGCGUCUGGUACAUCUGGUAUUUGACAGAGAAUUCAAGUCAAUGUGGAGAUUGUUAGGAUAUGACUUGAAUUUGAUUUGAGUUUGUUUUGUGUUUGGGCCUAUUUUGUUUGGGUUUGGGUUUGUGUUUUGGCUUUGUUUUGGCCAUUUCCUUGUAGGUUUGGGAAAGGUGUUUGGUUUUCUGUUUGGGAUUAGGAGAAGAGUUCUAUAAAUACUCUUCAUCACCCUAGUCUGUAGUAAGGUCAGUCGGGUUAGUUUGUUUGGUUUGUCCGUUUCGGAAUUUGGUUUGUAACCUGUACACUCCUGAAAUUAGUGAAAUUUGUUCUCCCCUGCCUGUGGAUUAGCUAGCACACAUUGUGUUAGUGAACCACGCUAAAUUUGUGUUCGUUCGUGUUGGUUUGGAUUAUCGAUUGCACGCUUCUGUUAUGACAGUAAAGCAUGGAUAAAAUCGGAAUCUAUCGAUCAUGAGUGUUAGAAAAUGACUCGAUGCCUCUCGAUCGAACUCAAGGGUCCUUAUAUGUAACGGUCAAGUGGCAAAUCACUGUGUUUGAAUCUAUUCGUUAUUAUAACAAACACGACGACGAACCAUCUAAAUCAAACUAUAAGUCGUACAAUGAUAUUUACAAAAAGAAAGAAACCCUCAACUUCUAAACCAUUGCACUACUUCAGUACCCUUUCUGUUCUUGAUCACUCUGCAUAACCUGGAAAUCCAUCAGCUUUGUAUCCAAGGAAUCAUUAGAAAGUGGUGGAAGAAAGAACGACAGAUCCAUGGGAGUAUAAAAAGUUUCUUUUUAUUGUCCUUUUGUGAUUGGUGCUUAUUGAUUUAAUCCACCUCCACACAACUUGAGAGAGGGUUUUUUUUUUCCCACAUUGUUCUUGUCGGAAAUCUCUCCGGACAGAAUAAUGCUCUGUUUGUUUUGUUUCUAUACGUUAAAACUCCAACUCCGAGAGAUUCCCAUUGUUCCCGCCGCCGCCGUCCCAAAACAUCUCCGCCACCGCAGCCGCUCCCUCCUCCGCCACCUCCAAACAAAACAAACCUCUUCUCCUUGUAUAUAUAUCCUCCCGUCGCUCCCUGCAACUCUCACUUGUCUUCGGAUUUCGAUCUCUCUUUUCUUUCGGUUUCUCCCCAAUCUGUUCCAGCUGGUAAGCGCUUCUUACUUCUAUCGUCUCUGUAACCACCGUUUCUUCCCGUCGAUUCACUCAGACGAGUACAGUUUCUGAAAAAUGUGUGUGUUUGUUGUGUGCUUAUCUAGAGAUUGGUAAUUUCGUUUCAAUUCAACACAUUUAUGUUUGUUUGUUCGAUAUUGAGAAGUGUGCAUUAGGUACGUAGUUCCAUAUCUGUUCGCUAAAUGUCGUCUUUAAAAUGAUUUUUCAUAUCUUUCUGCAAAUCGAUCGUUAAAUUUAUCCUCUUGCACUUUUAACUUUCCUCCUCCCAAUUUAACUCCAACACCACCAAGCUUCCGUUGGCCAUUGUGGCUUGUGUGUUAGUUAAGCUCAUGCAACUGCAAUGUCUCCGGUUCAAAUCUUCGGUACUAUCUCUCUCUAAGUUACCACCUCCAACUCCUUUUCAAUUUAAGCCACUCCUUCCAACCAAGUCUCGGUGUUGUUUGAAACCGACAACACGACGACGAAUUCAACAAAAAUAUUAGGUUUGAUUAUGGUUGAACCAAAAUCAGUAUUCGGUUUGACAACGAAAACACAAAAAGCCAGGUGGUUUCUGUCAAACCUUACUUCAGUUAUGUCAUGGUCAUUCCCAAUACAAGAUUUUGGCCCAA